AUGACAACGGAGGAGACGCCGAUAGAACGAGAGAAGUGCGCAAGGUCUUUUGGAAGGCGUCUCACCGAGUACCAGGUCAUCGGGCGUCACCUGCCCACCGAGGCUAACCCCACGCCCAAGCUGUACCGCAUGCGCAUCUUCGCGCCCAACACCGUUGUGGCCAAGUCGCGCUUCUGGUACUUCUUGACCCAGCUUCGUAAGGUCAAGAAGGCCAACGGUGAGAUCGUCAGCCUCAACGUGAUCCACGAGAAGCGCCCUCUCAAGGUCAAGAACUUCGGUAUCUGGCUCCGCUACGACUCUCGUUCCGGUACCCACAACAUGUACAAGGAGUUCCGUGAGAUGAGCCGGACCGAGGCUGUCGAGGCCCUCUACCAGGACAUGGCUGCUCGUCACCGUGCCCGCUUCGGCUCCAUCCACAUCCUCAAGGUUGUCGAGAUCGAGAAGGCCGACACCAUCCGCCGCCCCUACAUCAAGCAGCUCCUCCAGAAGAACCUCAAGUUCCCUCUUCCCCACCGCUCCGCCAAGCCUGCUGGCAAGAAGGUCUUUGCCUACUCGAGACCCUCUACCUUCGCUUAG
Molecule: messenger RNA, 576 nt
Organism: Aspergillus viridinutans
Lineage: Eukaryota; Fungi; Ascomycota; Eurotiomycetes; Eurotiales; Aspergillaceae
Product: 60S ribosomal protein eL20
Exons: 4
Coding region: 1-576 (191 amino acids)
Biological process (GO): translation
Cellular component (GO): ribosome; cytosolic large ribosomal subunit
Molecular function (GO): structural constituent of ribosome
Source: RefSeq, a predicted model, not a curated record